CACGACUUGAAAAAGUAUGCACCGCUAGGUCUCUCUGGCGAGGGUUCCAUCUCACUAUCAGAGUUCAUCGAUCCGGAUUGCAAACUACUGGACGAAUGGCGCACUGAAAAAGAGCCCCCCAAAGCGCGCGUCGGGUUGAAUUUGACGCAGCGGUUAGCGACUGUUGCCGCGACACUUGAAUACGAAGCCGAAGAUAUGGAGGGCAGAUCGAAGCGCGUCGCGGAGAAUUGGAAAUCGAGUCUCGGGCUCGCGGUGCGUGAGGUUCCCCGCGACACCAAAUUUCCUUUGGCUCGCUUGGGAAGCCCACAAGAUCACGUUAGACGAGCGCUCUUUGUCGUAGCUCCGACGACCACGUCCUCGGGUGUUGCUGCGAAGUCGGCUGCAUCUUCGAAAAAGAAAUCUACCAAACGGGCGGGCGCGGCAUCAGCGGG
Molecule: messenger RNA, 431 nt
Organism: Amoebophrya sp. A25
Lineage: Eukaryota; Dinophyceae; Syndiniales; Amoebophryaceae
Source: the annotation of a GenBank genome assembly